Leptonychotes weddellii (Weddell seal) is the source of this 471-nucleotide messenger RNA. The record is from RefSeq and is a predicted model, not a curated record. NCBI's taxonomy places the organism in Eukaryota, Metazoa, Chordata, Mammalia, Carnivora, Phocidae.
AGGUUCAAAUUGGAUUCUCCACAUCAUUAGUGAAUUGAUAUUUGCUGAAUCUAAAAAAAAGUAUGAAUAUCCAGAAUUCCCAAUUCUUGAAUGUGGGGACCCAGAAAAAUACCAGUUGGCUACUGUCCUUCCAAGCAUCCCCUUCAGUUCACGAAGAAGGCUUAACAAGACAGCAACAGUUUCUUGGGGAAGUUAUUUUGAUUUUGCCAUUAAUUGGAACAAACAUCUUGAUGAUGAAAAUGUUAAGUUCCUAUUAUAUGAAGACCUGAAAAAGAACCUGGCUGCUGGAAUAAAACAAAUUGCUGAGUUCUUUGGAUUCUCUUUAACUGGGGAGCAGAUUCAAACCAUCUCAGCCCAGAGUACAUUCCACGCAACGCAAGCAAAGUCCCAGGAAACACAUGGUGCUGUCGGCCUGUUUCUGUUCCGCAAAGGUAAAGUCACCCUGGUUUCUGGGACACCCACAAUUUGCAU